Portunus trituberculatus (swimming crab) is the source of this 1255-nucleotide messenger RNA. Its product is annotated as glycine-rich cell wall structural protein 2-like. The record is from RefSeq and is a predicted model, not a curated record. Bases 386 to 838 code for a protein of 150 amino acids. The transcript is spliced from 3 exons. Gene Ontology annotation, cellular component: extracellular matrix. Lineage: Eukaryota; Metazoa; Arthropoda; Malacostraca; Decapoda; Portunidae.
UUAGAGUAAGUGAAUAAUAUCCCCAAACUGAAUAGAAGAAAGUCGACUCCUCUUACAAGUUUCCAAAUGAAAAAAAAGAAAAAAAGAAAAAAGUCAUCCUGCAGAAAAUCACAAUAAAAAAUUAUUGGUGGACAAUCAAGAAAACCGAGUGGUCAGUAACUGCAUGGAGACACACAUAUGUCAUGAAUGCACGAUUAUCCGCCACCGCCACCACUACAAUGCCUCAUCAACACCCUCGCCGCCCCUCAUGGAAGCAAGUCAGCCCAUUAUUUGUGCAAGGUCUUUGUAGUCUGCGCGCUCAGCAGUCUGUCUCGGGUAUAAAGUGUGGCUUCGCUCCAUUGGGAGACAGUGCCGACCCGCUCUCACCGACACAACACCUCCAGCCAUGCUCAGACUCGUGUCUUUGGUGUGCCUUCUGGCCUCUGCCGCCCUCGCCCUUCCGGGAGGAUACGGAGGUGGACAUGGUGGAAUUAACCUCGGCGGUGGCGGCGGACACGCUGCUGUCUUUUUCGGUGCCGGCGGCCAUGGCGGAGGACACGGUGGCGGAUAUGGUGGCGGCCACGGCGGCGGCUAUGGUGGCGGAUAUGGCUACGCUAGGCCCACCCCUUACGCUUUCGACUACGGCGUCUCUGCUGGGUACACAAACUUCGGCCACAGCGAGAAGGGCAACGGCCACGGAGGCGUGACCGGCGGCUACUGGGUAAACCUUCCCGACGGCCGCGUGCAGAGGGUGUCCUACGUAGCUGACUACGGUGGCUUCCGCCCAGUGGUGUCCUACUCUGGCAAGGCCCACUACCCAGCAAGCUACGGAUACGGCCAUGGCGGCGGCUACCACUGAAAACGCAACCCACCGCAAGACGCCAUGGGAGAGAUGGGGUUUUCAAUGUAAAUGACAGGCACUGAUAUAAAUAAACACGAGUAAUAUUUUAUUGUAGAGUUUCUCGCAUGUUAUCAUGCCAUCCUGACGUGGCUUAGGUCUAAUUCUCAGCAAUAAAUUGGUGAAUUCAUACAAAUAGUAGUUUGAAUGUCAAUUUACUUUUUAUUUCCUUGUUAGCAGAGGUUCCAUCAUCAUCGGUAGACUCUUGGAAACAGAUUAAACCACUAAUUUCUUCCAUAUCUAUUUAAGCAAAAUUUAGAGAGUAUUACCUGUUAUGAGAUUGGUUGACACACGUUGUAUGUACAACUUAGUACUUACUCGUAAUAUAUAUUUAGCCUUUAUGGGCACAUUUCCUCCCUUUAAGAUGUUAUAAUUCUU